This is a messenger RNA of Hypanus sabinus (Atlantic stingray), 1233 nucleotides long. It is a transcript of the gene trh, whose product is annotated as thyrotropin-releasing hormone. Gene Ontology annotation, biological process: hormone-mediated signaling pathway. Lineage: Eukaryota; Metazoa; Chordata; Chondrichthyes; Myliobatiformes; Dasyatidae. The coding region runs from base 142 to 1011 and encodes 289 amino acids. The transcript has 3 exons. The record is from RefSeq and is a predicted model, not a curated record. Gene Ontology annotation, cellular component: extracellular region. Gene Ontology annotation, molecular function: thyrotropin-releasing hormone activity.
GAACGAAAUUGACAGCACAGAGGCUCAGUCCGAAAGAAGACUGUAGGGCUGAGAGCCAACGGUCUGCAGUCUGAUACAGUGAGAGUACCCGAGGGGCUGUCGGAAACGGGUCAGAGAUCGGGGCUUUUCGCUUGUACCGUCAUGAGGUCGACGUGGUUCCUGCUACUGGUCUCUCUCACCCUUCUCAGCAGACCGGGGGUAGCGGACAAGCGCACGGCGGCAGAUGAACGGCUGGACAGAGCCGCCGACCCGCAGAAAGAGCAGUUUCAAAGAGCCGAGACUGCUCUGAUUCGCUCCUUGCUGAUGGAGAUGGAGCAAGAGGCGAUUGCUAACGACGCCGUCCCGCAGCCAGCCGAUGGAGUCCUCAUACGACAGCAAAUGGAAUUCGAGAAAAGACAGCACCCAGGAAAACGAGAGGAGGAGGAAGACAGUUACCUGGCGUUAGCGAAAAGACAGCACCCAGGAAAACGAGAGGGUGAGGAAGACGGUUACCUGGCGUUAGCGAAAAGACAGCACCCAGGAAAACGAGAGGGUGAGGAAGACAGUUACCUGGCGUUAGCGAAAAGACAGCACCCAGGAAAACGAGAGGAGGAGGAAGACAGUUACCUGGCGUUAGCGAAAAGACAGCACCCAGGAAAACGAGAGGGUGAGGAAGACAGUUACCUGGCGUUAGCGAAAAGACAGCACCCAGGAAAACGAGAGGAGGAGGAAGACAGUUACCUGGCGUUAGCGAAAAGACAGCACCCAGGAAAACGAGAGGGUGAGGAAGACAGUUACCUGGCGUUAGCGAAAAGACAGCACCCAGGAAAACGAGAAGAGGAGGAAGACAGUUACCUGGCGUUAGCGAAAAGACAGCACCCAGGAAAACGAGAGGAGGAGGAAGACAGUUACCUGGCGGUAGCGAAAAGACAGUUGCGAGGAAUGAGAGGCACGGAUGGGUGGUACUCCGAGGAGAAUUCGGCUCUAUUGAAGCGACAACACCCGGGCAAGAGGUCCCUGGUUUACGUCUAGGGCCACCAACCUGGCGGGAGGGUCCGGACGAGCGGCAGAGAAUUCUUCCUCUGAGAUCUACAGGACCCUGUAACUUGUAGUACAGCUAACUACUUGGUGACACGAGUAAUACUGAAAUGAAGAGACAACAGCCAGAGGAGAUUUGUUUCAGAUGGGGAAUCUGGAGGACGAGAUUGAGAUGUUUAAGUGUUGUAAAGUAAUUUUCUUUUUCAUUAAUAUGGA